Striga asiatica is the source of this 777-nucleotide messenger RNA. The record is from the annotation of a GenBank genome assembly. Lineage: Eukaryota; Viridiplantae; Streptophyta; Magnoliopsida; Lamiales; Orobanchaceae.
AUGCCAGGGUAUAUAGCUAUUACAGAACCCACGUCAGCUUCACCAUCCAAGAACAAACCCUGGCCCGCGUCCUCGUGUUGGAUUUGUGACGGCUUGAUUUCGAGAGUGUAUCCAGUGAGGUCUUUUAGUUUCUGUGAGAGCUCGAAACGUUUCAGAGGCUUUGUGUCCACCAUACGUGCGCCUGAGAUUACGUGGCAUUUGAAGAAAACACGUGUUCAGCAUAAGCACAAUGAACAUGAACGAGGUGUAAGAUGCCUUGGAAGCAAUGUCAACUAUCUCGUCUGCAUCAGCUUCAACUGCAUUUUUCCCCAAGCGGUUGUAGCUGCAAGGAUUUAUACCACGGCUUAUAAGGUCUUGGAUAUAACCACCGUAAAACACUUCACUAAACCACAAAAUAUCAUAAGUCGCCUCGACACACAUGCUACCACUUUGCAGGCUAAUUCAAACCUCCAAAACACGCACAUACACCCACUGUCGGUCAUAUCCUCGCUUCCGACCACCCGCCGACGCAAAAACAAUGCCGCCCCAGUCAUCGGCGACGACACACUCGACGCUCCUCACUGCGACAAUCUCCCCGCCGGCGUUGACCACGAUGGCCAAAUCGAUUGUCAAAUUCCCAUCAACGUCGGUUCUCCCAUCUCCGUUAGCAACAAGCUCUCGCCGGCGACACACAUGACGGCCAAACCAAUGUCAUCCAUCGUUCUCAGCCCUGGAUUCGCCGAACACGCUCACAAACUGAAACAUAGGUCUGGCGAUUUCAUCCAAAUCGGAAUCUGA